AUGUUACUGAAUGUUUAUUUCAAAGAUGGCGAGUGUGUUGACAAAUUGCCGAACUGUGCAAAGCUUGGAUGCGAGGGACCUGUCUGGAAUUCCUUUACUCGGUACUACUGUUUAGAUUACUGCGGAGUCUGUCCCGAUCUUCAUCUUCCAAACUGUGUGGACAUGGCGAGUAAUUGCAGUUUAGCUGCCAAAGCCUAUUGUACGGAUCCUAAUUACCAAGGCUAUAUGAGACUUCAUUGUCCGGCAUAUUGCGGAUUUUGUUCUCCACACAAUAGUACACAAGGUUCAGCAAGUUCAGUUUAUGGAUAAUACAUAUAUUUUGUGUCAGUGCCAGAUAAACUACAUGUAUAUGAAAUACAUAUCAUAAAACAG
This is a messenger RNA of Saccostrea cuccullata (small rock oyster), 372 nucleotides long. RefSeq lists its product as uncharacterized. Lineage: Eukaryota; Metazoa; Mollusca; Bivalvia; Ostreida; Ostreidae. The record is from RefSeq and is a predicted model, not a curated record. The transcript has 4 exons. The coding region runs from base 1 to 309 and encodes 102 amino acids.